AUGGCCGAGCGCCGCGUCCCCUUCACCUUCCUGCGCAGCCCCAGCUGGGACCCCUUCCGCGACUGGUACCAUGGCAGCCGCCUCUUCGACCAGUCCUUUGGGAUGCCGCACAUCCCCGAGGAUUGGUACAAGUGGCCCAGCGGCAGCGCCUGGCCGGGAUAUUUCCGCCUGCUGCCCCGGGAGAGCGCCCUGAUGCCGGCGCCCGGCUCGCCCUUCGGCCAGGCGCUGAGCCGCCAGCUCAGCAGCGGCAUCUCCGAGAUCCGCCAGACCGCCGACAGCUGGAAGGUCACCUUGGAUGUCAACCACUUCGCACCUGAGGAGCUGGUGGUCAAGACCAAGGAUAAUAUCGUGGAGAUAACCGGCAAACACGAGGAGAAGCAGGAUGAACACGGCUUCAUCUCCAGGUGCUUCACCCGAAAAUACACCCUUCCCCCUGGCGUCGAAGCCACGGCCGUGCGGUCCUCGCUGUCUCCCGAUGGAAUGCUGACGGUGGAGGCCCCCCUGCCCAAACCUGCCAUCCAGUCUGCCGAAAUCACCAUCCCCGUCACCGUGGAGAGCCAAGCCAAGGAGCCGGCCAAGAAAUAG
Messenger RNA from Cinclus cinclus, 585 nucleotides. RefSeq names its product heat shock protein family B (small) member 1 (gene HSPB1). The coding region runs from base 1 to 585 and encodes 194 amino acids. The transcript is spliced from 3 exons. Gene Ontology annotation, biological process: response to heat; protein refolding. Lineage: Eukaryota; Metazoa; Chordata; Aves; Passeriformes; Cinclidae. The record is from RefSeq and is a predicted model, not a curated record. Gene Ontology annotation, molecular function: protein folding chaperone.